This is a messenger RNA of Williopsis jadinii, 3058 nucleotides long. RefSeq names its product Fyv8p (gene FYV8). The coding region runs from base 46 to 2712 and encodes 888 amino acids. NCBI's taxonomy places the organism in Eukaryota, Fungi, Ascomycota, Saccharomycetes, Phaffomycetales, Wickerhamomycetaceae. The transcript has a single exon. The record is from RefSeq and is a predicted model, not a curated record.
CACCAGUAUCACGUGCUGCCCUCGGAUAUUGUGUGUUUUCCGACCAUGCCUCCCACCAGUGUCCUCAUUACCCGGCCUCAAGCCGUCUGUUUUGUUUUCGGGCCCUCCCGGAUGUCUGGGUUAUUGUCCCGUUUUGCAAAGCUCCCAAAGCAAAGGCACACAAGACACAGGACAAAGGGACACGGGACAAGCACAUCAACACCCGUUGGCGAACUACGUGGAACACAACAAUGCCAGGGGAAGAAGUCCAUAGACACACAUCGACGAGAUGGACCAAGGCGUCGAAUGCGAACUACGACGGCGAUGAUUGGUGAGUAUGCCACUGCGUUGGUGAUUGUGUGUAUUGAGUACCCGUAUGCUAAUGAUGGAACAACUAGGAGUGAUGAUGAGUUUGACGAGCAACGAGAAGAGGAGCAGGAGCAGGAGCAGGAUCAAGAGCGAGAGCAGGUGGCAACGUACAACGAGGAAGUCACCAAGACACCGGAGAUGACUCUGAAGGCGAAGUUCGACGCGAUGGAACUGGAUCAACAAAAACCACGCGACAGUGUUGAUGAGAAGAAGAGUGAGGGUGAUUACGACGACGACUACCAGCCUGUGGCUGCUUCGCACUACCAACCUGCGCUUGGUGUUGAAGAGGAUACCCAGGAGGGCUACAUCUUGGAGGAGGAUUCGUUCCAUUCCGACGAUUUGGAGGAUAAAGGCGCAGAAGACGCUCAACAUGUGCCAGCACAUACCGAUGAGGACUUUUACUACGACCCCAACGUUGCAACCAGCGCCUUUGAGCCUUUCCCAAGCGAGAUGCCUGAGACUGAAGAGGAGUUCAUGGCGAUGAUGGAGGCUCAAAAACAGGCACAUGAGGAAUCGACGGUGGAGGGAGCGACCUCCCAUGACGCUGAAACUAUCAAGAGUGGUGGGAGUCUGCCUAGUCACAAUGCUGGGCCUGUGAGCGAACAGAAGGAAGAGGAAGAGACUAAUGAUGGAAACGAUGAUGAUGUUAAUAACAAUAAUGACGAUGAAGACGCCUAUAACGAUGGUGAUGACGAAUACGAUGACUAUGUGCCAAAGCAGAGUCAUUUCCGUUCAGAAUUUAUCAAAUCACCUGAAAAGGAGAGCUUUGAGGUUACACGUCCUCUCGAGUCCGACACCAACGAGGUGGAAGAUCAACCUCAAGAAGCUGAAGCUGACAAUGCUCGUACCACCGAUAUACCGAUUAUCGUGGAACCAGUUCAUGAGCCAGUAGCAGAAUCAUCAGCAGAAACAAGUGCUGAGCACUACGAUGUCUCAGAUACAGACACACUACACAUCAAUGACUCAAACGUCCAAAGUAAGGGCUCCUCCAUAAGAGAGAUCACCAGAGAUCAGGCAGAGGCUGAAGGUGGCUUCACCUCUGCAACCAUUCCAAAUUCUGACAGUAUACCGGCAAACUUGGAAGAACAUGCCUACUUGAGCGAUUUGAUCAACUCGCCAAUUCCAAUGGAUGAAGAUGCCGAACAGAGUAAUGUAGAGCAUUACUAUGUUGAUGAUUCCCUAGACGUUCCAAAGGAGAACAGGGAUUCGCAGUUCUAUUCCUCCGUGAGUGAUUACUUUGAUGAGUACGCAGAUGAGGAUCAAAGCCGUGAUCACUUGGAACUGGCUAAAUCGAGAUCCAGGUCUUCAGGCUCGUUAUCUACUGGAAGCUACUCCCUGAGUGAGCAUAGGUCUUCAAAGCUGAGUGAUCGUACCCCGAGUUUGACCAACAGAAGCUUUCAGAUAUCCGAAGUCCAAUCAGUAGCAGGGUCUACAAGAGAUCUUGACAUGGAACAGCAGCAGAAACAACAACCACAGCUGUCCCAUUCACAGUCCCAGUCCCAGUCGCAGCAGCCUGAAGCCGAUGGUCAGUUAAACUCUGCGUUGUCGAUAAACAUGGGACACUGGAGACCAAAUACUGAGAGCUAUAGAGACCAAUUCAUCAAUGACAGUGCGGUGAUCCCACCUCUACCAAAACUGGAUACUUAUACGAGAAAUUCAAUGGGCGAAAUUGUCGAAGAUACAAGCUCUAUUGCCCCUGUUGUCACCAAUGAUUCAAACCAUCUCUCUGUAUCCGGUUCUCAAGGUAGAAACAUGUCUAUGCUGUCUGAGAUGGAAUCGUCUUUUGAGGUGCAACCCCCAUCUCAGAGCUUGAAAGAAGGGGUCUAUACGACUCCAUCAGAUACUGUGUUACCGAUUCAUAUCCCAAUUGAUACGCUGUCAUCGUCAAAUACAGACUUCUUCAAAGAGCAUCUGUCCACUUCAAGUCUAACAACGGAAGAUCAUGAGGAAGAGCCUCCUCAGCAACCAGCUGUCCAACAACGCGAGCUUGGUAAGACCAAGCCUGUGAGUUAUAAUGUCAAAACUAUUGCGUCUUUAACAGACCCAAAACAGAGGAUCAAACAGUAUCAAAGGGCACGUGAAGAAGAGGCAAACAUUGAUACUGGGCUGGAGAUCUGGAUAUCGCACGCACUGGAUAAAGUGGAAGUUGUUAGCUACAAGAGUAGCAAUACAUCUCACGUUAAGAAGGCGUAUGCAGAGGCGUCGAACUUCAGCAGAAGACAUACCAAUAUGGGCUCAUUGCUACACAAGAGACGUGUCAUUCAGGAGACCUCCCAAACUGCUCACAGUUUUGCCAAAGGUGCCAAGGGGAUCUUCUCCCGUGGCAGAAAGAUGAUCAAGAAUGAAAUAACAAAGGCUACGUAAUAAUUAGUGCAAAUAGGCAUUCAACCAUAGAUAUACAUGUGUGUGUAGCAUUCACUUGUUUGCAAGUUUCGAUAGUCGAAGUUCGCCAUGUCUUCUCACUUCCUUAUCCAUCAUAUCCCUAAUCCUAUGUCCUCCAGCAACUGCGAUGGCCAAUACGCCUUCUAAUUUGUCCAGUGGGAUCUUAUUCUCCAGUAUAAGUAACGCCAAUUUCUCACUUUUACCGACGAUUCCAAUGGUGAGGUAGCUUAAGUCGUUCUCCUCCAGCUGGUUCAAGUCCAGCAAUGGCGUAUUAUCAUAAAAGCCUGCACUUACACUGCUGAUGUAGUCGUACAUUGCAAUACCUGCA